Chlamydomonas reinhardtii is the source of this 1299-nucleotide messenger RNA. RefSeq lists its product as uncharacterized. The record is from RefSeq and is a predicted model, not a curated record. The transcript is spliced from 4 exons. Gene Ontology annotation, cellular component: COPII-coated ER to Golgi transport vesicle; endoplasmic reticulum membrane; Golgi membrane. Gene Ontology annotation, biological process: endoplasmic reticulum to Golgi vesicle-mediated transport. Bases 98 to 325 code for a protein of 75 amino acids. Lineage: Eukaryota; Viridiplantae; Chlorophyta; Chlorophyceae; Chlamydomonadales; Chlamydomonadaceae.
AACACUCAGGCGCAGAGGCUCAAGGGCUUGCUGAGCGAAGCCUAGCUAGUUCCGUGCAUUUCCUGCUUUCUGACCGGCCGUCUGGCAGGCAGACGCAAUGACUUUAUGGACGCUGCUACAAGCUGGGCUACUAGUGAUUAAUGGCGUCGCAAUCCUCAAUAACGAGCGCUUCCUGGAGAAGCGGGGAUUCGGCUUUUCGCAAAUGCGGGAGUCCAACUCGUUGAAGAUGUCAGUAAUCGGCGGCAUACACGCGGUGCACUACUUCAGAGGUGUGCUGGUGCCCAUCAACGCACUGGUCAUUCUCGUCAAGCUCAUAUUUGGGUGAGGGCGGACAUGCCGGUCCUGUCAACAACUGCAAACGAAUGAGCGCAUCUUGCCGCACAGCGGCACAACCAUGAAAGACUGCGAGGCAGGGGCGGCAGGGCCUGUUGGCAAGCGGUUGGCUGACCCAGUAUGGCUAUGGCUGUGCACGGUGCCUGCCGCCUGCGCCAGGAUGGCAGACAGCCAACACGGCUACUGCAUCGUGUGUAUUGACUUGUUUGGGUGGAUGUGCAGCAGCAGGCAGUUGCUCGCCUGGUCACGUGUAGUCCACGCAGCGGGCAGCGCGUUUGCUGAUUGUCACUACUUGGGCAAGAGCAUGUGUCGCAGCGUCAAUGUGAUGGACACAGACGGCAGGGGCCUUGCCGCGGUGCGGGGCCUGUAAGCAAGGAUGAGGCUGGGAGGCCCUGAGCUUGGCCCUGAGCAGUACGUGACGAGGCAUUGCAGGCGCCUAGGCGGCAUGGUACUAGUGGCGGGGAUCUGCUCUGGGCGUACCUGCAGCAGUUGCGUUGGCCAGCCCUGUGUGUCAGGUGGGGCGAAAUGCACAGGCGGCAGCAGGCUUUUGGCCACAUGCUGCUGGGACUCCAUCGGCAGCGGCGUGAGGAGCCUGCGCUUGGAUGGUUCAUUGGCGCAUGGUGGGAAGGGAAGCGAGGGGACAUAUGGGCUGCACACACGCCGGCUGCGGAGUUGCGUGACUGCUACACCGGUGGCGUGGGGCGUUCUCGGGCCAGGAGCGACUGCACGUGAGUGCCUGUGUCAGUGCGCGUGGGCGGGGGCUGCUGAGUGGCUGGCAUGACGAUGGUGCCGUGGCGUGCGACUGUCCUAGGCGGUCGAUGCACGGCGGUGAGACCGCGGCGGUGUGUAUGGGUGGGGCGGAGCAGGCGCGGAGCGGAGGUGCUGUGGGCACCUGUGGCAGAGCCGUGUGCUGCGUGUGGCAUAUGGAUCACACGAGCCAUGCAGGCCCGGCACGGUGUUGGAUGU